GAAGGAGGUGGAGGAGGUGGGGUGUCUUAACAGAUUUAGCUGGUCCUCACACUCCACAUCACUCCAGGCGAUCCCGGGGCGGAGCUGCACUGUAUUUGGACGCUUUGGAUACUCGCUUGCAGUAACAUAGUCGUGCCAUCUUGGAGGGUUGUUUUUUUUGAGACAGAAGUUCACCUUUUGUGAUUGUUCGCCAUGGGAGCAGAGAGCUCAGCGCAGCGGGACGGGAAGAGCCAGGAGGAUGCCUCCGCUUCAACUUCAGCCUCCGCCGGGGAGCUGGGUGCGGAGGUGCACGCGCUCCAGGUGGGAAGCAGCGUCCUUGACAGCAAGCCUUUGGAGAAAAAUGGACUAAUCUCCAGCAUGACCAGUCUGAAUGGACACUCAGAGGACAACACGCUGGCAGAAGUUGGCCAGCCAGAUGGUGUGGCUCAGAAGGAGGAGGCUUCUGACACUAUGGAUGCCAUCCAGGGUGACGUGGCUCCUCAAGUGAACAGCGAGAAAGUGGAGAAAGAGUCUCCUGAUGCCAAUGACAUCUCUGCUAUUGAGGAGAAAGCAGCGGAGGAGAAACCUGAUGAUGCCAGUGAAGUGGGCUUCAAGAAGAUCUUCCGCUUUGUGGGCUUUAAGUUCACACUGAAGAAGGACAAAAGUGAGGAGAAAGAUCCUGUGAAGCUCCUGACAGUCAAAGAUAAAGGAGAGAAGGAGGAGGUUAGUGGGACUGAUGAACCUACAAAGGAGGAAGAGGCUGCCGCUGUUGAGGAGAAAAGCACAACUGAAGAAAAGGAGGCUGAUACAGUGGAAUCUAUUGCAGAGGCCGAAGUCAGUAAAGAAGACAAAGCUGAAACCACUGAUGCCCCGGCUGAAGCCCCUGCAGCUGAAGCUAUUGAUGAAGCAGUCAAGGAGGAAGGAGCUGAGAAGGAAGGAGAGACCGCCCUGUCCCCCUUCAGGAAGCUCUUCAGUGGAGGACUCUUCUCUAACCUGAGAAAGAAAGCCAGCAUCAAAAAGACAAAAGAGGAGGAAGACAAGGAGGCAGCUGUUGAGAAGGAGACAGCGAAGACAGAAGAAACUACUGCUGUUGUGGAAGAAAAGGAGGAGAAGGAUGAGGUGGAGCAAGAAACUAAGGAGGAGGCACCAGCAACUCCAGAGGAAGUGAAAUCAGAGACUACCCCAGAGCCAGAGGUCACUGUUGAAACCCCUGCCGCAGCAACUACUGAAGAGACCAAACAAGAAGGGGAAAAGACUGAAUCUAAUGCAGAAGAGGAGAAGGCUCCAGCAGAGGUGACCUCUGAGGCUGAGCUGCUGUCAUCACAGGAGAAGGCUAAGCCCCAGGGUAGCCCCCUGAAGAAGCUUUUCGCUGGAGCUGGCUUGAAGAAGCUCUCAACUAAGAAACAAAAGACCAUGAAAGCCACUGAGACGAAGCUUACUGAGUCUGGGGAGCAGGCGUCUGAGCACCUUCAAUCCUCCACGGAGUCAGCAGAGGCUCCAAAAACUGACAGUGGGCCCUCAUCUCCUGAGGAGUCAGGAGAGCAUGUUAUUGCUGUGGAGGUGACCCAGAAUGAGUCUAGCCAAGAGACUGAUGGUGAAGUUGCCUCUGAUGGAGAAAAGAAAAAAGAGGGUAUCAUUGCCUGGUCCUCCUUCAAGAAACUAGUAACACCCAAGAAGCGUGUAAAAAGGUCUUCUGAAAGCGAAGAUGAAGCCACAGUUGAGAAACCAGCAAAGUCAGCCACCCUGUCCUCUUCUGAGAGUGCCCCGUUAGCAGAUAAGAGUGUUGAGGAGGAGGAUAAGCCAACUGAGGAAGAGCCAAAGACUGAAAACACUGAGAAACUGGUCAGCAGCACUGAGGAGCCCAAAAAGAAAAUGGACACCUCUGUCUCCUGGGAGGCACUCAUGUGUAUGGGUGGACCCAAAAAGAGGACUAGGAGGACCUCUGAUUCUGACGAUGAGGAAACCAAGGUUGAAGAGGAGUCAACAGCAGCAGUAGUAGCAGCAGCAGCAGUAGAAGGGGAGCAGGAGGGCAAAACUGAGGCUGCCAUUGUCAGCUCCCAAAACACAGAGAGUGAUGGAGAAUUUGUUUCCUCCACUGAACCUUUAAGCACCCCCCCUGAUAGAGAGUCCACCUGGGACACACUGAAACGCAUGGUUAUGCCAAAGAAUAAAGCCAAAAAUGAGGAAAAGCCUGAGGAGACUCCAGAACAAUCCCAGUCAGACAGUGAAGCACCAAAAGAUGAGUCGUCAUUCUCAUUGAGGAAGCUCUUCCCUGGACGCAGAAAGAAGAAGACUGAAAAACAAGCCUCCACUGAACAAGGCUCAGGUGAGGAGGACUCUGACACCCCAGCUGUGGUUCCUCUCUCAGAGUAUGAUGACCAAGUUACAGCUGAACAGGAAGCACCAGCAGAACCGGCUGAAGUCCAGAUUAAAGAAUCCGCUGAAGAUAGAUCCCCUUCCUGGAUCCCAGCCACUGUCGAAGAUGGUGAUGAUCAACAUGAUCAGCUGAGUGACAUUCCAGAGGAGGCUGAGAAUGCUGCCACGCCAAAGUCUGUUGACACUGACAUCGCAGAGGAUGAAACAGAAGACAAGGAUAUGUCCCCUAAAGUUACCAAAAGAACAGGGCGCAGACUGUCCACGGCUGAGGUGAAGCCUGUCGCUCCAGCUCCAUCUGCAAAUACCACUCCAGUUCCUCAGGGACCCAAGCCAGAGAGCGCAGAGGAGGUUAUUGAGGGUGUAGAGGCCCAAAUUAGUGAAAUUCCACCCCAGACCAAUGUAACUGUUGAAGAUGUACCAGUAGAGGUAGUUUCUGAGAAAAUCGAGUGUGAACCACCAACUGAGAAUGCAGAGUCAAAAACAUUAACUAUCCUGAAGCCACACGCUCGUGACGAGGCCAUGGCUAUCUGCACUGGCCUAGACACCAAGGAGAUUGCUGAAGUAGCUCUGGAGAAACCUGUAAUGCCCAUCGUAGCACGUGUGGCUGUGAUCCAUGAUGCUAUAAGCACAGAGGUGUCAGUGGAAGAGAAUACAGCAAGUACAGAGGCCAUUGCUACAGAAGAUGCCGUGUUCAAGGCCCAAGUGCACCAAGUAGAAACCACCAACUUUGAGUCUGUUGUUGAAAGUUUACAGGGUGGAUUGUUAGACAUUGAAGCAGCCAAGGAGAACCAUGAACCCGAGAUUGAGAGGGCUGGAAUUGUCAGCACUGUUCAGGAAGAGGCGGAAAUCAUUCAGUCUACUACCAUGAGCCAGAACUGUAUUAAUGCUGUUAUAAUCGAUCCCAUUACACCAACAUCUGAACCAGAUGUUUGCACCCAGAGCAUAGAAGUCACUGAGCCAACUAUAGAAACCAAGGAAGUGCAAAUGGAUGUGGAGCAGCUUAGUGCCAAUGAAGAAAAUACUGUAAAAGAGGUAGCUCAGUAUGUGACCGAAGAGAGAGCCUCCACCAUAUGUGAAACCACAAAGACCACCAACACAGAGGAGACUGAGCCAGCCAUCCCUGUUGUACCAAGCGAGGAGGUUUCUGUUGUCACUCAGACAGUUGUCCUUGUGGCCCCAGUCAGUGCGGCAACAUCACCCAUGGCAACCAUGGAAAAUGCACCACUGUCGGAGUCAGUCGGCGAUGAACCAAUCCAGGUGCAGGAAACCAAGGAGGAGGAGACAGUUGAAAAGACUGUGGAGGCCACUACCGCUCAAACAGCAGAGUCAGAGAUCAGCUCAGGCACUGAGCAGUCCAGGGAGAAGAUGGAUGAAAUCAAGGAGGAUGUCCAACAGACCAGUGAAAUUGAGGCUCAGAGCAUAGUCAUUGCCCAGGCUGUCAUUCAGGAUGCCAUGGAUAAAGUUUCAGAAGACACCCCUGAAUCCAAAAAGCCCACCACCCCGACACCAGUCCAGGCUGUGGCAACAACAGAGAAAGAGAUUGAAAUCACAACAGAGGGCCCUGUUAUCACUGAAACCCCUGUUGCUGUCUGCGAAGAAGCAGCACCAAAGUCACCUCAGCGGCUGUGUGUUGCCAUGGAGGUCAUUGACACAAUCCCAGUCGAGGUCACAGAGAGCAUUGAGGCCUUUGUAGAGGUGCAGAAACCAGAAGAAGGGUUGAAGAAAGCUGUGGAGGUAAACGUAAGUGAAGAAACUGUCGUAGUGGAAGAAGUGGUGGAGAUAAAGACAGAGCGUCAGAUAGGUGAGGAGCUUGAACAGGUCAAGGAGGAACAGAGCAAAGAAGACGCAGAGGUUCAGAAACCAGAUGUAAAAGAAGCAGCAGAGGAAGUGGAACCACAAUCGGAGGAAGCAAAGGCCAAGACACCUUCAGAAGAGAAAGUGCUUGAAAUCCACAUGCCAGUCCAAAUGGUCCUGCAGACAGCGCAGGUGUUUGAGGAACCAUCAGUGGAAGAAGAGGCCGUGGAAGAGUUUGACAGCAACAGCCCUGUGGCAGAAGACACCAAGGUAAAAGCUGAGAUCGCUGCAUCUGAAAACAAUCUCUCAACGUUGUCAGAAGAACCCCAAGAGACGGCUUCAGAAGAGGUUUCCUCUCCCGGCCAAGUCACAGGGGCAGAGACACCAGAAACACCGUCGGGAAAGUGCGCAGAAGUGAUGGCGCAGGUGAUCGAAGUGAUCGAGGAGGCUGUGAAGGAGAUCGAGCCUGUGUCCACAGAGAUCACAGCGACAUCAUGAGCAGCUGAAGAUACAAGACUGAUGGCUGGGAGACGCACUAGUUGGACCAGGAAGUACGUGAUGAGGGAGGGAGGGAGGGAGGGAGGGAGAGAGAGAGAGAGAGAGAGAGAGAGAGAGAGAGAGAGAGAGAGAGAGAGAGCUCUGUGGUAACACACUGAGACUGGGCCCAUCCUGCCCAGAGAGACUGAAUGACCUCCCCUUCCACCUGUACUCCAACCACAUCCUGCAGCCCUGUCACCCCAAUAUGACGUCCCACCACCAUAUCCUCACCCGCUCACUCACUCUCAUACACGCACACACUAAAGCAUGUCCUGUGCCUCAGAAGCAUCCCAUCUGGCUUGUAAUCAGUGUGAUGUAAGUUCAAUGUCUCUGUGACUUUCCAUUGCUCUUGCUGCUUAAGACGAGAGUCUGCAACCUGGUCGAGUUUGUAUCUGUUCAUACGUGUGUUUGUAUGUGUACAGUAGGGAGAGUGAGAUGGUGUCAGAAGGUGAAGAGAUGGAUUAUUAUCUUGUAUAUUGUAUUUAUAUCUUGAGUAUUCUUUUUAUUCACCCCUAAGUCUUUAUUUUUUCAUUCUUUAUUUGGACAUUGUUGCCAUGUUGUUUUUAAAAUUCCCACAUUAAGCUGUGAUACAUCAGGUAUUCUUUUGAGCAACAUUGUGACGGUAAAUUUAACGGUUGAUGCAGAUAAACAUGUAAAAAGUUUCUUGUAAAAUCUACCCAAACAAAUGUGAGACUGUUACGGCGUAUCACAGCUUUUAAUAGUCAUAUUCAAUGACAAGACUCUGUAGCAAUUAUAACUAAACCAUGGUACACGUGUGAUUCGACUGACAGUAAGUGAUAACACUGACUGAAGAAAAACAAGGGGGCAGAGAGAGGAUGAUAAUAUCUACCAGAAAUGCUUUUGACACUAUCUUGUCACAAUGUGUUCUCACUCUGCACCCCAACAAAAUACUUAAUAAGCUCCAUGUAGCUAAGACAAACAAUCACCUGAUUUACUGUGAAAAAGUCAUUGUUACACAUUGUUUCAUGUAAAAAAACAAUAAAGUACUAUUAUAAAACCAUCAUGUGGUAGAGGUAUUUGGUAAACAGUGACAUGCAAAGGAUGCGUAAGCAAAUUUUUGGCACUGGAAGAGUUGGACUGGGUAGACACCUGUAUGUAAGAAAUACAAAGCCUAAUGUGUCACGGUGUUCAAUAGCAAUGCUUCUGAGUUAUUGUGUGACAUACUGUUUGUAUUAUUCGUGUCACAAUUUUAAGAACAUUUUGAACACCUUCCUUACUACAAUAUAUUUAUAUUUCUUGAUUAAAAGAAAUAGUAUGUAAUGCCUAUGUUGAUGCCCUCUGUGGCCUACAAAAGUAGUGCACGUUUACCCUUUGUUCUUCACUCAGCAUGAUGGCUCAGGUUCAUUAAACUGACACUGGUUGGGGAUUUAGGUGAAAGGCACAAUCACCGACUGCAUUGUACCAGAAGUAACUUAAAUCUCAUCUUACUCUUAAUUUAGAAACCAAAUUGAGUUUGGAUCAAUCAGGGAGUCAUGGUCUUUCCAUUGCUCACAGGAUAAGACAUCAGUUGUUUCCAAUUCAAUUACAAAAGCAUCUAUUCAGCUGCUUUGAGUUAUGCAUCAAACCUAAAUCACAAGGUCAAGGCUUAUUUUGCAAGUUCGUUGGCAAAGUGAGAGAUGUUUUACGGUGGAGGAAUAUCUGAAACAUUCCUGGGGUCCAAUUUUAGCACCAAAGGAAAACGUGGGUUACACUGGUAUUUGUUCAUGUACUACCAAAUUUGGCAAAGUUGCACUGUCAAUUAUUCAGACAUCUUGAGAAUUAACUGCGAGUGCUUCUAUAAUCCAUUGAUUUCAAUUUGACUCAAGCAGCUUUAGAGGCUCACAUUUCACUCAGCUUUAUGACCAAAGGAGAUCAGGAAGCACGGACCACUUUUUGGUCACUACUUCCCUUUACUUUGACCCUAGAGGGUGUGUCACGUCUAUACUUGCUUUAUGUAAAAAUAAAUGAUAAAAAAAACAGAGUGAGCUUAAGACUUUUGCUAUUGUUGCCUAUUGUAAAGCAUUUAGUUGGGGCAUCCGCCCACUUCAGUCAGCCCUGCUUUUUGUAACACACUUACUGUGAAACUGUUAACAUUUGUACAGAUUGUAUACCUACUGUAUGUACUUACAAAUCAUAUUGUUGUAAUAUUGACUAAUAACCUGCAGCCAUUUAGCAUAUUCAUGUAGCAUGGUCUUAAUGGUCUUUUAUAUUGUCCAAGCUGUUAAUAGUAUGGAUAUAGAGAAACUUGUCUAUAUUUCAUUCAAUAAAGGUAGAGAAAAUUGGU
Messenger RNA from Sander lucioperca (pikeperch), 6970 nucleotides. RefSeq names its product A kinase (PRKA) anchor protein 12b (gene akap12b). Bases 193 to 4647 code for a protein of 1484 amino acids. Lineage: Eukaryota; Metazoa; Chordata; Actinopteri; Perciformes; Percidae. Gene Ontology annotation, biological process: regulation of protein kinase C signaling; signal transduction. The record is from RefSeq and is a predicted model, not a curated record. Gene Ontology annotation, cellular component: cytoplasm. The transcript is spliced from 4 exons. Gene Ontology annotation, molecular function: protein kinase A binding; calmodulin binding.